Molecule: messenger RNA, 3264 nt
Organism: Aspergillus puulaauensis
Lineage: Eukaryota; Fungi; Ascomycota; Eurotiomycetes; Eurotiales; Aspergillaceae
Product: putative nicotinamide nucleotide transhydrogenase
Exons: 13
Coding region: 1-3264 (1087 amino acids)
Biological process (GO): NADPH regeneration; proton transmembrane transport
Cellular component (GO): mitochondrial inner membrane
Molecular function (GO): NADP binding; NAD binding
Source: RefSeq, a predicted model, not a curated record
AUGAGUGCACCGUUCCCCCUGCGGUCGGCUCUGGGAUCGUGUCGAGCGGUCCUCGGUACCUUCCCAGGCAGGUCCUACAUCUCACUCAAGCAGUCGUUUGUCCGCCUUCACUCCUCCCGACCCUCGUACCAGCACCAUGAGUCAGUCUGGCAAUACCAUACACAGAGCCCUCGGGCGUACGCGACCAGUACCUCUCCGCCGUCUACAGUUCCUGUCAUCCCGUACACCUCUUUGACGAUCGGAGUGCCUCGUGAGAUUUUCCCGAACGAACGCCGGGUUGCGCUUACACCUCAGAAUGUUGCCUUGCUGCUUAAGAAAGGCGUCUCGCGUGUGUUGGUAGAACGCGGAGCUGGUGAAGGCGCCCAGCUGCACGACCAAGCGUAUGAGCAAGCCGGCGCUACUUUAGUCGACCAAGCUACUAUAUGGUCUCAGAGUAACAUUGUCUUGAAAGUCCGUGGCCCUCAGCAGGAUGGUACCUUCAACGAAAUCGAGGCCUUGAACAAAGGCAGUACAGUCAUUUCGUUUCUCUACCCAGCCCAGAACAAGGAGCUGGUGGAUAAGAUUGCCUCACGCGGCGCGACUAGCUUCGCAAUGGACAUGGUUCCGCGCAUCUCACGCGCCCAAGUUUUUGACGCUCUAAGUUCGAUGGCCAAUAUUGCUGGUUACAAGGCUGUUCUGGAAGCCUCAAACCACUUCGGUCGUUUCUUAACCGGUCAGGCCACCGCGGCUGGAAAGAUCCCCCCCGGCAAGGUUCUAGUGAUCGGCGCUGGUGUCGCCGGUUUGAGUGCCAUAGGAUCCGCCCGCCGCAUGGGCGCAAUUGUUCGCGGUUUCGAUACUAGACCUGAUGUUCGAGAACAGGUUCAGUCACUUGGUGCGGAAUUCAUCGAAGUGGACAUCCAGGAAGAUGGCGCUGGCCAAGGUGGUUACGCGAAGCAAAUGUCACCAGAAUUCAUCGAGGCAGAGAUGAAACUUUUCAUGGCACAAGCCCGCGAGGUGGACAUCAUUAUCACUACUGCUUUGAUUCCAGGGAAGCCGGCUCCGAAGCUGGUCACCAAAGAGAUGCUCGCGGCUAUGAAACCCGGGUCUGUCAUUGUUGAUCUAGCUGCUGAGGCUGGCGGGAACUGCGAGGCAACUGUUCCUGGAAAAUUGACUACCUACAAUGAUGUUACUGUUAUUGGUUACACCGAUUUCCCGUCUCGCCUACCAGCCCAAUCGUCCUCGUUGUACUCUAACAACAUCACUAAGUACCUCCUUUCUAUGGCUCCCCAGGAAAAGUCCUUCGGUGUUGAUUUGACGGACGAGGUGGUUCGAGGAUCUAUUGUGACUCACAAUGGUGAAAUCCUCCCUCCCGUACCUCGUGCUGCACCACCGUCUCCGAAAAAAGAAGCAGCAGCAACCCCGUUGGCGGCAAAGGCAGAGCUGGCUUUGACACCAUGGCAAAAGGCCACCCGUGAGGUCACAGCUACCACCGCUGGGAUGGGAACUGCUCUCGCACUGGGCAAAGCAACUGGACCGAUCUUUAUGGGCAACAUGCUGACAGCUGGCCUGGCCGGGCUUGUCGGUUAUCGUGCUGUUUGGGGUGUUGCGCCUGCUCUUCACUCCCCCUUGAUGAGUGUCACCAAUGCGAUUUCGGGUAUGGUUGGUGUUGGCGGAUUCUUCAUCAUGGGCGGCGGCUACCUUCCCACAACCGUUCCGGAAUUUCUGGGAUCCGUGUCUGUUCUUCUCGCAUUCAUGAAUGUUUCUGGCGGUUUCGUCAUCACGAAGCGCAUGCUCGAUAUGUUCAAGCGUCCUACUGAUCCACCUGAGUACCCCUGGUUGUAUGCUAUCCCGGCUGCUAUCUUUGGCGGUGGCUUUCUGGCUGCCGCAGGGACUGGUAUGGCUGGACUCGUUCAGGCGGGAUAUCUAGUCAGCAGUGUCCUGUGUAUCAGCUCUAUUUCUGGCCUUGCUUCCCAGCAGACCGCGCGCCGUGGAAAUAUCUUCGGUAUACUCGGUGUCGCUGCCGGUAUUCUCGCGUCGCUAGCAGCUGUCGGAUUUUCUCCUGAAGUAUUAACUCAGUUCGCCGGUGUUGCCAGUGCAGGUGCUGUUGUUGGGGCGUUGAUUGGACGUCGUAUUACUCCAACUGGACUUCCACAGACUGUUGCCGCUUUACACUCCGUUGUUGGCCUCGCAGCCGUACUCACAAGCGCUGGGAGUGUGAUGGCCGACAUAAACGAUAUUUCGACUCUCCAUCUAGUUACAGCAUAUCUUGGAGUCCUUAUCGGUGGUGUCACAUUCACUGGCUCCAUUGUGGCCUUCCUCAAACUCGCCGGCCGCAUGUCCUCCAGGCCGACAAUUCUCCCCGGGCGCCAUUUGGUGAACUCAACCUUGCUAGGAGGCAAUAUAGCUACUAUGGGCGCAUUUAUCACCAUGGCGCCCGCUAACCCUGUUAUUGCUGCUACAUGCCUGGGAGCCAAUACCGCGCUCAGUUUCUUAAAAGGCUACACCACGACUGCCGCUAUUGGUGGCGCAGAUAUGCCGGUUGUUAUUACCGUGCUUAACGCGUAUUCCGGUUUCGCAUUAGUUGCAGAAGGGUUUAUGCUCAACAAUCCGCUCCUCACGAGCGUGGGUUCUUUAAUUGGAGUCAGCGGUUCAAUUCUGUCGUACAUAAUGUGUGUCGCAAUGAACCGAUCUUUGCCGAACGUGCUGUUUGGUGGAAUAUCGAACCCUCAACAAUCCCAGAAGAAGAUCGAGGGCGAGGUUACGCAAAUCAAUGUUGAAGAAACGGUAGACUCUCUGGCCAACGCGGAGAGUGUCAUCAUCAUUGUUGGCUACGGCAUGGCCGUAGCAAAGGCACAGUACGCCCUAGCCGAGAUCACGCACAUGCUGCGUGCCAAGGGCGUCAAAGUCCGCUUCGCCAUUCAUCCCGUUGCCGGGCGUAUGCCAGGGCAGUGUAACGUCCUGCUUGCAGAGGCGUCCGUGCCUUACGACAUUGUACUGGAAAUGGAUGAAAUCAACGACGACUUUACGGACACGGACGUGACCCUCGUGAUCGGCGCCAACGACACAGUUAACCCUAUCGCCCUGGAACCCGACUCCGCAAUCUCAGGCAUGCCCGUGCUGCAGGCGUGGAAGAGCAAGGAGGUUAUCGUGAUGAAGCGUGGCAUGUCCAGUGGAUACGCUGAUGUCCCCAACCCGAUGUUCUACAAACCCAACACCAGGAUGCUAUUCGGAGACGCAAAGACCUCGUGUGAUGCCAUCAAAGCCAGUAUCGAGGCCCGUAAGUAG